CGGAGGCUGUUUGUGGCCUGGGGUCUGAUUCACGCUGACCAGACCGACAAGGCUGGGCUAUACACCAGACACCAAUGGGCUCAUUUGCUUUGGCAGGUGUCAUCCAGAGGCUACAACAAAUGCCUGCCUUCCUGGCGGGACCCUACCUGGGAAAGUGAAUUACAGGGUCAUCUGCAGGUGGCUGGGGAGCCAGGCUCCCAGACAGCACCAUGUGGAUGGUGGCGGGGUCACCCCAGGCUGCUCUGGGGCACCCUUGUUAGUGAUCGCUACUCAUCCCCCCAGAGAUGUAGUAUCAGUUAGUUGCCAGUGGGCCACACAGACCAACUCUGACCAGUCAUCCUUCACUGAGGGUGACCCAGGUAGGCAGGGCGGGGGUGUGUGUGGUAAGUGUACCACUUAAAUGCCCUCUGAGUUUGGCAUCAACUGAAAAAUAAGACCACGAGUCAGACAAGUGGAGACCAAGAUAUCAGCUCCAGGGCUAAUAAAGGUGUUUAGAGAAUGUGGCUAAUAGGAUUCCCAGUGGAUCCCUUUGCUGAGUCCACAGACCCACCUCUGUCUGGGACCCAGCUGGCUGCAGUCUUCCUCACGGGACAGGCCUCUUCCCUCUGGCGAGGCGGCCCUGGAAACAGAGGGAAGGAUGGGGCUGGGCCCCUCGGCUCAGUUCCCUCUCUCAUUCCCACCAAUCAGAUACUCAGCUUCCCCCCACAGCCACACCGUGAGAAGGUCCGGGAAGGAGAGACCGCCAGUGUCCUCCCUGUGGCUAUCCCCGUGGCAACACGAAACAGAAACUAAAUGAAGGCUUGAGCGUGUGUUGUGGGUCUCAGCAGAAGUUCUCUUGCACAGGUAGGGGUGGGAAUGCUGUCAUAGAGGAAGGAGAAUCACCUGGGCCUUGAAAAAUUAGUUCUGAUGGCCAGAGACUGGACCUUCAGCUUGAGGGGACAGCAUGGAAAGGGCACGGCAAAAUGAGAAUGCUCUCCUGUGGCUGGAGUGUCAGGAACUCAGAAGGAUGUGGUUGGAAGGGACCAGGCUUGGUGAGGUAGUACAGAGUGGUUAAGAACAUGACCUUGGGGUCAGACUGCCUGGGUUCAGAUGCCACCUCUGCUGCUCCCUGGAUGUGUGGUUUGACCAGCUUAACCUCUCGAAGCUUCAGUUUCCUCGUCUGUAAAAUGUGGACAGUAAUGGUUAUGACUCUUGAGAUAUGAGAUGCGUAUAAAUGCUUAACUCAAAGCAGAGUGAGUGCUUUAUACAUGACAGCCGUUAUUAUUACUGUCACAUGUCCAGGAUAAUUUGUGGUUAGCCUUGGAUGCCAGACUCCUGAGUUUGGACUGCUGUGGGAGAGGCCGGGUACCGUUCAGGUGAGAGGAGGCCCUCCAAUACCUAGUUCUGGACACCUGAACCCAUGCUGGGCCAGCUGGAGUGGGAAGGUUGAGAUGGAGAAGCACGUCCCUGCACAGAGUGAUGCCCAGGGAUGUGGCCGCUGUUUGAAGGAGAGGGAGGGGGCAGGGAAGAGUCCCAGGGCAGUGCAGGGUGUACAGUUCCAGGAGGCUAGGAGCUUCCAAGCGAGGGCAGGGCCAUGCUGAGAGUUUCUGAACAUGCAGAAUCUCAGGGGCUGCUAAGACGUAGCCAUAAAGCUGAUGCGUAUUUGGGUGUUUGGGUCUGGAGUUUACAGGAGCGAUCUAGCGUUAUGAGUCAUAACCAUGGAAAUGAAGUAUGGAUUAUCCAGGGAGAGACUGUAGAAGGAAACCAGAAUCGGCCCCGGGGCAGUGAGUGGAGCUGAGAUAUAGGACAUUUAGUGAAGGAAGGACCCAGAGAGCACUUUGUCCCAAAUGCCAGAAGAGGAGAGUCUCGGGUUUGCCAAGGAAAGUGAUCCCAGCUGACACUGACUGAUUGCCGGUCUCAUGUUACCUUCACAGCCGCUCUUGAGGAAGUACUUUUAUUAUUCUCAUCUUAUAGAUGAGGGAGCGGAGGCGCUGAGGGUGAGCGUCCUGCCUUAGGACACGUGCAUGGCGAGUGAGAGUCUGCAGCAGGGAUUCUGAACCCAGGCGGUCCGGUUCUCCAGCUUGUGCUUUAACCUCACCCUGCACGUACCGCCUCUCAAGAAAAUAACCAAAGUAGCUCGAUGGACGAGAGAGCACAUCAGGCAAUAAGUGGAAAUCUCAUAGCGGUGGGCGUCGGAGAGAACGGGAGUGAGAAGGAGGAGACUAAGCAGGCAAAAGGACUCAUGGCUUCUGAUGCGAGUCACGUGCUGGAAGCUGCCCUGGAGCAGAUGGACGGGAUCAUUGCAGGCACUAACACGGGGGGAGAUACUAGCGAUGGUGCCUGUGAGCCUGGACUGGCCUCCGCGGCUUCCUACAUGAACCCCUUCCCGUUGCUCCGUCUCGUCGAGGACUUGAGGCUGGCCCUGGAGACGCUGGAGCAUUCUCAGGAGAGAGCAGCCCUCCUGAGCCAGAUCCCCGGCCCCACAGCUGCCUACCUAAAGGAGUGGUUCGAGGAGAGCUUGUCCCAGGUAAAUCACCACAGUGCUGCUAGUAAUGAAACGUACCAGGAACGCUUAGCACGUCUAGAAGGAGAUAAGGAGUCCCUCAUAUUACAGGUGAGCGUCCUCACAGACCAAGUGGAAGCCCAAGGAGAGAAGAUUCGGGACCUGGAAGUGUGUCUGGAAGGACACCAGGUGAAACUCAAUGCUGCUGAAGAGAUGCUUCAACAGGAGCUGCUAAGUCGUACAUCUCUUGAGACUCAGAAGCUCGAUCUGAUGACUGAAGUGUCUGAGCUGAAGCUCAAGCUGGUGGGCAUGGAGAAGGAGCAGAGAGAGCAGGAAGAGAAGCAGAAAAAAGCAGAGGAGUUACUGCAGGAGCUCCGGCACCUCAAAAUCAAGGUGGAAGAGCUGGAAAAUGAACGGAACCAGUAUGAAUGGAAACUGAAGGCCACCAAGGCUGAGGUAGCCCAGCUGCAAGAGCAGGUAGCCCUGAAGGAUGCAGAAAUUGAGCGUCUGCACAGUCAGCUCUCCCGGACUGCAGCUCUGCACAAUGACCAUGCAGAGAAAGACCAAGAAAUCCAACGUCUGAAAAUGGGGAUGGAAACUUUGCUUGUUGCCAAUGAAGAUAAGGACCGUCGGAUAGAGGAGCUUACUGGGCUGUUAAACCAGUACCGAAGGGUGAAGGAGAUCGUGAUGGCGACUCAAGGGCCUUCAGAAAGAACUCUCUCAAUCAAUGAGGAAGAACUGGAGGGAGGUUUCAGAAACUGGAACACUGCAAAUAAAGGCCCUGAAGAACUUUUUAAACCAGAGGUAUCUCCAAGAGGUAGCUCUCCCACGGCGGGACCACCCCCGCUACCGCAGAAAUCACUGGAAACCAGGGCUCAGAAAAAACUCUCCUGUAGUCUCGAAGACCUGAGAAGUGAAUCCGUGGAUAAGUGCGUCGGUGGGAACCAGCUGUCCCCAGUGGUAGAACCCAAGGACGGCCCUUUCCUGGUGGAGCACAAGUACCCCACGUUACCUGGGAAGCUUUCAGGAGCCACGCCCAACGGAGAGGCUGCCGGAUCUUCUCCCACGGCCUCCCCACAUGACCCUGCGGGGAGCGGCCUGCUGAGGCUGAGAGACACAGAAAGUGGUUGGGAUGACACUGCUGUGGUCAAUGACCUCUCACCCACGUCCUCGGGCACCGAGUCCAGCCCCCAGUCUCCCCUGACACCAGAUGGUAAACGGAGCCCCAAAGGCAUCAAGAAAUUCUGGGGAAAAAUCCGAAGAACUCAGUCAGGAAAUUUCAACACCGAUGCCCCAGGGGUGGCCGAGUUUCGACGAGGUGGAUUCCGGGCAACUGCAGGGCCAAGACUCUCUAGAACCAGAGACCCCAAGGGUCAGAAAAGUGAUGCCAACGGCCCCUUCGCCCAGUGGAGCACAGAGCGUGUGUGUGCAUGGCUGGAGGACUUUGGCCUGGCUCAGUACGUGAUCUUUGCCAGGCAGUGGGUGACUUCUGGCCACACGUUACUGACAGCUACCCCUCAGGACAUGGAAAAGGAGCUGGGAAUUAAGCACCCUCUUCAUAGGAAAAAGCUGAUUUUAGCAGUGAAAGCUAUCAACACCAAGCAGGAGGAGAAAUCUGCACUACUGGACCACAUCUGGGUGACACGUUGGCUUGAUGAUAUUGGCUUACCCCAGUACAAAGACCAGUUUCACGAAUCCAGAGUCGACGGGCGAAUGCUGCAGUACCUGACUGUGAAUGAUCUACUUUUCCUAAAAGUCACCAGCCAACUACAUCAUCUCAGCAUCAAAUGUGCCAUUCACGUGCUGCAUGUCAACAAGUUCAACCCUCACUGCCUGCACCGGCGGCCAGCUAAUGAGAGUAACCUUUCUCCUUCAGAAGUUGUGCAGUGGUCCAACCACAGGGUGAUGGAAUGGUUGCGGUCCGUGGACCUGGCGGAAUAUGCGCCCAACCUUCGUGGGAGUGGUGUCCACGGAGGUCUCAUUAUCCUGGAGCCACGCUUCACUGGGGACACGCUGGCCAUGCUUCUCAAUAUCCCCCCACAAAAGACACUCCUCAGGCGUCACCUGACCACCAAAUUCAACGCCUUGAUUGGCCCUGAGGCUGAGCAGGAGAAGCGAGAGAAAAUGACUUUACCUGCUUACACGCCGCUGACCACCACAGCCAAAGUCCGGCCAAGGAAACUGGGAUUUUCACAUUUUGGAAACAUAAGAAAAAAGAAGUUCGAUGAAUCGACAGACUACAUUUGCCCAGUGGAGCCCAGCAACGGUGUCGGUGACAGUCACAGGGUCUGUAUUGGCUACCAGGGCCUCAGCCCCCUCGAUGCCCCCGAACUGGACGGACUGGACCAGGUGGGACAGAUUAGCUGAUGCCUUUGUCACCUGUACUGUCUGUGUGUGCCGAGAGCUCACAGUAGCUCCACGUGUGUCACCAUGUAACUGCACCUCACCCCCUGUGUCUGUGCAUGACUUGCAGAAAACCUUCCAGCCCUUGUGUACCCGUGGGCCAGUCUUUCUCCAAAUCCUGAGGGUGGCCAGGUAUGGCGCUGCACAUUUGCUAAGGGGCCAGCCUUGGGGACUCAGGAGGAAAGACAUAGAGAUGCUUGUAGGUUUUCAGUAAGUCUGAAUGUCCACCUUCAGCACCAGUGGCAAUACCUGAGCUUGGACACAGGUCCGGAGACCACGGACAGUCCCGAGGCUGAGCUCUCGGGCCCCUCGGCUGUGCCCCCGUUGAGGGCAAUCCCAAGUGCCUUAGGCCUGUGACCACAGUUUGGGCUGGGGCUGAAGGGACAGCAGCAGGGACUUCUGCCCCAGUGACAGUGGAACUGUUGCGCCUUCCUUCGGAGGCGGUCGCUUCUUUCUGGUAAUAAAACCUAUAUUUAUGUAGAAAACAAA
This is a messenger RNA of Aethalodelphis obliquidens (Pacific white-sided dolphin), 5374 nucleotides long. RefSeq names its product PPFIB scaffold protein 2 (gene PPFIBP2). The record is from RefSeq and is a predicted model, not a curated record. Bases 2120 to 4849 code for a protein of 909 amino acids. Gene Ontology annotation, cellular component: presynaptic active zone. NCBI's taxonomy places the organism in Eukaryota, Metazoa, Chordata, Mammalia, Artiodactyla, Delphinidae. The transcript is spliced from 24 exons. Gene Ontology annotation, molecular function: protein binding. Gene Ontology annotation, biological process: neuromuscular junction development.